UAAAAUAAAUUACACAAAUAAUAAUAAAUAAAACAUUUUAUUACAUUAUUCGUUUCCUUCUUCCCUAUUUUUACAUUUUCUUACUCAUUGGCCAUGGCCAUGGCGUUGAGAUCCGCAGGAAGAAAUCUCUCCUACGAGAUUCUCAGCCAAAGUAGUUCCAUUGAAGAUGACGAAACUCUCUUUCACCGCUCCAACUCCGAUCCAUUCCACAACCAUUCUGUUCCCAACCCGAACCGAAAGAAACGGAAGAAGAGAAAGAAGAAGACCGCGACUAAUACUAAUACUAUUACUACUUCUACCACGACGAUCGAGAUCCAGAGCUCGAUUCCAGAGGAACCGAUAAACGGAAAUUACCGCGAAGCCGAAGCCGAAGCCGAUUCUUCCGUCUUGGACAAUUUCGGAAUCGCGGAGCAAAAGUUUCAGGUUUCCGGGAAUGGAGAUAGUUAUUGCUCCUCGAAUGGUUUUGAAUCGAAUUACGAGGGUUUUAGCGUUACGCCUGCGAAAUUUGUUCGUUCAGGGAGUGGAGGGAGUGUUUGUACGGUCACUGAGCAGCAGCCGGGAUUUCAGAAUGUGCGAGGGGAGUUGAGACAGAGGACUGUCAAUGGUAGUGGCGGUGGUGCCGGAGAUGGAGGAUUGGAAGAUAGUGCCUCGCGUGUGUACAGUGAAGGGAAAGUUGAAACCGAUGUUGAGGUGAAUUCGGCUGGGAAGCAGAGAACAGAACCCAAUGGGGUCGUCCUUACGAAAUUAGAGACUGCCGAGUCCUUGGAUUGGAAAAAGCUUAUGGCAGAAGAUCCCAAUUAUAUGUUUUCUUCUGAGAAAUCACCUUUCAAGUACUUCUUGGAUGACAUGUUAAGUGGAAAUUCAUUACGGAGGACGACAACUUUUGGUAAUGAGAAAGAACGAGAAAGAGUUUAUGAUACAAUCUUUCGCUUGCCAUGGAGAUGUGAACUGCUCAUAAAUGUGGGCUUCUUUGUCUGCUUUGAUUCAUUUCUGUCAUUGUUAACUAUCAUGCCAACAAGAAUUCUAACGACCAUGUGGAGGUUUAUAAAAACAAGGCAGUUCAAAAGGCCGUCUGCAGCAGAGCUGUCCGAUUUUGGCUGCUUUGUAAUAAUGGUUUGUGGAGUUAUUCUUUUGGAACGAACAGAUAUCAGUUUAAUAUAUCAUAUGAUCCGUGGUCAAGGAACAAUCAAACUAUAUGUGGUCUACAACGUGUUGGAGAUAUUUGAUAAAUUAUGUCAAAGUUUUAAUGGAGAUGUGUUGCAAACCCUAUUUAAUUCAGCAGAUGGACUUGCAAUCUCUCCGCCAGAUAACAUAACCUUCUGGAUUUGGAGAUACAUGUGUGACCUGACUUUAGCUGUUGCUGCUUCCAUCAUUCAUUCUUUCAUUUUAUUAGCUCAAGCAAUUACUUUAUCAACCUGUAUAGUCGCUCACAACAACGCUUUACUGGCUCUGCUGGUGUCCAAUAACUUUUCUGAGAUAAAAAGCAAUGUUUUUAAGCGAUAUAGUAGGGAGAAUAUUCAUAGUCUGGUAUACUUUGAUUCGGUGGAGAGAUUCCAUAUCUCAGCAUUUGUCUUAUUUGUUUUAGCUCAAAACAUUCUAGAGGCCGAAGGUCCCUGGUUUGAAAGUUUUCUUUCGAAUGCUCUCUUAGUUUACGUUUGUGAAAUGGCUAUUGAUAUCAUAAAGCACUCGUUCAUAGCUAAAUUUAAUGACAUAAAGCCCAUUGCAUACUCUGAGUUUCUUGAGGACCUCUGCAAACAGAUUUUACAUAUGGAUCUUGAAGAUUCAAAGAAUAUUCUCACUUUUAUUCCCUUGGCGCCAGCUUGUGUGGUUAUUCGAGUCUUGACUCCAGUCUAUGCUGCCUGUCUCCCAUGUCAUCCCUUCCCAUGGAAGCUCUUUUGGAUUGUGCUAUUGUUUUCAGUGAACUUUGUUAUGCUCACUAGCCUUAAGGUGCUCAUAGGCAUGGGGCUACAGAAACACGCCACCUGGUAUGUGAAUAGAUGCCGAAAAAGAAAACACCAUCUUCAUUGUGAUUAAUUUAAAAGAAAGAAAG
Messenger RNA from Cannabis sativa, 2050 nucleotides. Its product is annotated as protein POLLEN DEFECTIVE IN GUIDANCE 1. Gene Ontology annotation, cellular component: endoplasmic reticulum membrane. The coding region runs from base 94 to 2034 and encodes 646 amino acids. The transcript is spliced from 11 exons. Lineage: Eukaryota; Viridiplantae; Streptophyta; Magnoliopsida; Rosales; Cannabaceae. The record is from RefSeq and is a predicted model, not a curated record. Gene Ontology annotation, biological process: maintenance of protein localization in endoplasmic reticulum.